Podarcis lilfordi (Lilford's wall lizard) is the source of this 3949-nucleotide messenger RNA. NCBI's taxonomy places the organism in Eukaryota, Metazoa, Chordata, Lepidosauria, Squamata, Lacertidae. The record is from the annotation of a GenBank genome assembly.
AUUGGAAGAUGGCUGACAAUAACAUCUUUCCGACCCACACGAGGUAAUUUGGAGGCUAUGAUGGGGGUAAUUAGCCUCCUUAACCCCCCCAGGAUUGGGGGGGGCGGCCCUUGCCUGCUGUGCCCUAUACCACCCCCAAAUUUGUGGGGGCACUAGGCACAAAGCCCUCCUGUGGGAUUUCGGCACUCCUGCACGCCGUCCCUGAUUCGCGCCACUAGAUGCAAGAACUUCAAAAGAAACAAUUUGGAUGAAAGGAAUGCACAUAUUUCAAGAAAGAAGGGGGAGUAAAGACUGCUAAUAGAAGAGAUCUCUGACAAAACAAGAUAAUAAUAAAACAUGAGAAGAUACGCCAAGACAAGGUACGGCAAAUGACUGAUGGGGGAGGGGGAAAAAACUCUCCCUUCUUUUCCUAUGUGAUUAAACAAGAAUCCCCUCCCCUCACGAGUCAGAAAUGUCGUUUUAAGGACUUAAAGCUGUGGAUUUAAGGCUGGGUGGAGAUAAACUUUCGAACCAAAGCACGUUUUAAGAAGAGUGUGGAAUGUGUAAGAGCUUUGGAAUGACGCAGUUAAAAAUGCCGUCGCCAUAUUGGGAAGUUCUGUCGGAGGUCUUGAGUUUGGGAGGAGAAAGAGAGAAAUAGAGCUGUUUAUAUAUUGUGGGUUAAACUCCUCAGUGGGACUUAAGAGCGACAGUUUUACGAGACUAUGAUGGAAAGAGUGAUGUUAUCUAUGAAGGAGAUGAUAUAUGGAAACCAUCUCGAUUUGAGGAUUGGAAGAACGGAAAAUUCACACAGGAUUAUUAUUACUAUUGGUGUUUAUCAGCUUAAGGAGACUAUCAGAAGAGAUCAUAAAGAAAAAAGAGAAAAUAUAUGAACAAGAUGUGAUGUGGAAACAGCAAGAUAAGAUGGGAUAGAAUUAUGAACUUUGUUUGGACUGAUUGGGACAUUAACGCAGCAGCAAGAAGAUGAUCAGAAUUCCCCUUCGGAUCUUGAAAUAUGGGUCCCCCCAACAAAAUCAAAAGCAUCCAUUCUUCAGCGAUCAGCCUUCUUUAUGGUCCAGCUCUCACUUCCGUACAUCACUACUGGGAAAACCAUAGCUUGAACUAUACGGACCUUUGUUGGCAAGGGGUCAUAUAUAGGGUAGUUCAUACAAUCAGGAUAGCACCUUGACACCUUUUCCCCCAAAGAGGCAGGCAGACAAAUUGACAUGUGCAGUUUCUCCUUGCCAGAGGGCGCCUGUUGGAUUUCUGCAGAAUAGUUCAGAAGGCUUGGCUCAAAAUCCCCCAAGAGUAACAAUUCUCUAAAUAUGAUAUAUUAUUUCUCAGGUUUGAUAGCUGGAUCCUUAUCAUGAAUGAAAUCAGCAUCCUUUGAACAGACAAGGAAUUUCCAGGGAAUCUCUCAGCCCCUUUGUAUACUGCCUCAGAUUAUUCACAGUCACCUCUGUCGUUUGAGCUAAUACUUUCCAUCCAGUCUUACAAACCAGAGACUUUUAUAUCUAUGCGGCUAGGACUUCUCUCAGUCUGACAAAGAAGUUAGCAAUUCAGUUCAAUCAGGGAGUCUUCUAUUCCUUUACUUCUUCUCACCUUCACUUAAUAAUCCCACAAACAAAUAAUUCAGAGUCUGAGAAGGGAUUGCUAGUCCAGGAAACAGAUGAUGAAUAACCCCUUCUGCGUGCAUUGUUCCAAAGUUAGUUUCUGCUGAAGGGCAGUAGUGUGUUGUGUAAUGCCUCACCAGCCAGUACAUUUAUGGAGAAUUCAGAUUUUAUUUCUAACCGGCUGUGUCCAUUAGCCUAGUUCUCACUGAGACAGAUAAUCCUGUGUAAGGGAAUAUACCAAUUCAGCUGCUUGGAGACUUUUGUGAUCAGGCGGUCCUUAAUACCAACAAAUUUCGUUGCACAUAGAAAACUUACACGUCAGAGAGAGUUAUCGCCUUGACGUUCCUAUAUUUCACGUGCAAUAAAUCCUUUGCACUAGAGGAGCAUUUGCUUUGACACCUACCCCAGCUGUACUCUGCCGUGGUACAUUCCAGACGCAAGCUUUCUGCCUCAGUGAGAGAACUAAGUUGUAGGUAAAGGUAAAGGGACCCCUGACCAUUAGGUCCAGUCGUGGCCGACUCUGGGGUUGCAGCGCUCAUUUUGCUUUAUUGGCUGAGGGAGCCGGCGUACAGCUUCCGGGUCAUGUGGCCAGCAUGACUAAGGCACUUCUGGCGCACAGAAACGCCAUUUACCUUCCCGCUGGAGUGGUACCUAUUUAUCUACUUGCACUUUGACGUGCUUUCGAACUGCUAGGUUGGCAGGAGCAGGGACCGAGCAACAGGAGCUUACCCGUCGUGGGGAUUCGAACCACCGACCUUCUGAUUGGCAAGUCCUAGGCUCUGUGGUUUAACCCACAGUGCUACCCACGUCCCUAAGUUGUAGGUAUCACAUCAGAAGAGCUUUGGUUUAAUAAUAAUAAUUUUAUCAUUUGUACCCCGCCCACCUGACUGGGUUGCCCCAGCCACUCUAGGCGGCUUCUAGCAUAUGCGAAAACAUAAUAUAACACCAAACAUUAAAAACCUUCCUAUACAGGGCUGCCUUCAGACGUCUUCUAAAAGUUGUGUAAGUCAGUGUAUAGCCUCAGCCCAGUAUACCUGAAGGAGCGUCUCCACCCCCAUCGUUCUGCCUGGACACGGAGGUCCAGCUCCGAGGGCCUUCUGGCGGUUCCCUCAUUGCGAGAAGUGAGGUUACAGGGAACCAGGCAAAGGGCCUUCUUGGUAGUGGCACCCGCCCUGUGGAACGCCCUUCCAUCAGCUGUCAAGGAACUAAGCAACUAUCUGACUUUUAGAAGACACCUGAAUGCAGCCCUAUUUAGUUUUUAAUGACGGAUGUUUUAAUGUAUUUUUAAUCUCUUCUUGGAAGCUGCCCAGAGCGACUGGGGAAACCCAGCCAGAUGGGCAGGGUAUAAGUAUAUUAUUAUUAUUAUUAUUAUUAUUAUUAUUAUUAUUAUUAUAAUACGUCGCAUCAGCAUCUGUAAACCGGCAGGGUUUCAGAGCCUUCUUCCCGCUCCCCAGAUACGUGGCAGCGUGCACAGAUGUUGGAAGAUAGGCUGUUGCUGAGAUGUUUGCAAUUCUUUGCCUUCCCCAGGAUGGUGUCUAAGAUGGGUCACACCCUCGUGGACUCCGUGGCGACCUCAUUCCCAACCACUGUCUCUCCUGGGAGGUAUGUGGCAGCUAUCUGGAGUUGGCUGAACCUCUUGUCUUCUUCUUCUUCUUUGGCGACCACUCAUGGAGUAAGAUUGUCUUUCAUAAACACAGUUUUAACAGUGGGUCCGUAAGUGACUGUGGAGGCCAAUUCUGGAUCCACACGUCCUUCCACACUGGGGACAUUGGUUUCCGGGUGGGAGUUGAUCCCGGUGAGGGUUUGCCAAGCGUUCCUUCCUCUUAGCACGUUUCUGCCUUGCAUCCUGAGUUCGAGUGUCUUCAAAGCCCAUGACACCUUUGGUAAAGGCUGUUCUCCAACUGGAGCGCUCGCAGGCCAGUGUUUCCCAGUUGUUGGUGUUUAUACUACAUUUUUUAAGAUUUGCCUUGAGAGAGUCUUUAAACCUCUUUUGUUGACUACCAGCAUUAUGCUUUCCAUUUCAAAGUUCAGAAUAGAGUAGUUGCUUUAGAAGACGAUCAUCAGGCAUCCGCACAACAUGACCAGUCCAACAAAGUGGAUGUUGAAGAAUUAUUGCUUCCACACUGGUGAUCUUUGCUUCUUCCAGUACACUGGUAUAUCGGGGUUCCCUUCUCCCUCCCCUACCAACUCAGGUCCUUUUUUUCUUUUUCUUUUUUCUCCUUUUUAGGAUUGUUGAGCCUGAUAAUCUGGACAUGAAAACUGUGAAGAUCCAGAUUGCAGAGUACAAGGCCCUGGGACAAGCCGCUGAAGCAGAAAGGGGCAAGCUGAUAGAAAUGGUCAACAUCCUGCAGAAAAGGUGA